GGAAAAACAGGGAAGUAGGACUUCCCGUGACCACGCCUCCUGAGGAAGGCUCCUACUACAUAAGGCGGCUGCACAGUCCUCAAAGGCAUGUGCUUUCAGAGAUAUGGCUCAAUCAGGCAACAUUGUUUCAAGGCAGCAGUGGGGAGCAGCUGCCCCUAAAAAAAAGGAGACCUUGAAAGGCUCUGCCCAGAGAGUGGUCAUCCACCACACCGCCCAGCCGGCAUGUAAAGACCAGAAAGAGUGCAUGAAGCGCCUCGUCAGCAUUCAGAGAACCCACAUGACGGAAAGAGGCUUCGAUGACAUCGGAUAUAAUUUUCUUGUCGGAGGCGACGGUGCAGUGUAUGAGGGCCGCGGCUGGGGCGUGGUGGGGGCGCACGCCAAGGGCAACAAUCAUGACUCACUGGGGAUUGCCUUUAUUGGCAAUUUCAAAGAGGACACGCCAAGCCGGGAGGCCAUGUCCUCUGUGAAAGGCCUGCUGGAGACUGGGGCUCGUCAGGGCCAUUUGAGCCCACAGUAUGCCGUGUCGGGCCACAGAGACGUGGGACAGACCGAGUGUCCUGGAGCCAAACUGCAGAGCCAACUGCCUGAGCUGAGGAAGUAGCGCGACGUGCUCACGUGCACAUCGCGGCGGUUCUUAUGAAAGCGUUUGUUCCCACAAAACUUCACCGGGGUCAAAGUUGACAGGAUGAAAAAAAAUCUAUUUCUGAUGAUGAUUGUGAUUUAUUUAUUUUCAUCAUGGGGGGGGCUCAGGAGGUUUGUGUCCCACAUGUUUCACAACAUGUUGCACUUCUCCUUACAACAGGGGGAGCCAUCAAAAGGGCUGAGAGCAGCAGGCCACAAGUCCCUUUGCUGUACGUGGUGAAUGACUAUCCCACUAUCUCUUACUUUUUUAUUUGAUUAUAUUCCUUCAACUUUGUCAUUGUGCUACUUUUGAAGUGCAAAAUCAAUUUGUUUGAAAAUACCUUUUUAAUAAUGAAUAAUCUACAUUACCUUGUUCUUAAUGGGAAAUUGGUUUAAGCUAAACAUUCAAAUGGAUUUAACUUGUGCCCAUGUUAUACUAAUAAAUAUUAUGUCAUCA
This is a messenger RNA of Pungitius pungitius (ninespine stickleback), 1078 nucleotides long. RefSeq names its product peptidoglycan recognition protein 5 (gene pglyrp5). The record is from RefSeq and is a predicted model, not a curated record. Gene Ontology annotation, molecular function: zinc ion binding; N-acetylmuramoyl-L-alanine amidase activity; peptidoglycan binding. The coding region runs from base 104 to 601 and encodes 165 amino acids. Gene Ontology annotation, biological process: peptidoglycan catabolic process; innate immune response. The transcript is spliced from 4 exons. Lineage: Eukaryota; Metazoa; Chordata; Actinopteri; Perciformes; Gasterosteidae.